Molecule: messenger RNA, 3112 nt
Organism: Closterium sp. NIES-67
Lineage: Eukaryota; Viridiplantae; Streptophyta; Zygnematophyceae; Desmidiales; Closteriaceae
Source: the annotation of a GenBank genome assembly
UGUUGAGAAACCGAGCAGCAAAGGUGGCAGCAGCAGGUCCAGGCCUUGCGCGUGUUUCUUGGAGCUUCCUCCAGUCAGCCUUUCUACUCAGCGCAUACUUGAAUCAUGUAAUAGCUUCUUCUUAGCACCAAACCACCUGCCGUAGUUGACGCUACCAAAAGCUUACAACACACUCUUAGUGCCGUUGUUCGACCAAUUUAGCAGCUGAAACGGGAAGAACCAUAACAGCAGCUUUAUAUCUUCGCGAGAUCUUGCCUUUGACCCUCAUCACGACUUCAGCGUUUCGUAUCGUAGAUGGGAGCGUGCACGGAGCCUGCACCGUGCGAUCGAGACAGUAGAUGCGCGUCCACGCUGACCCCGCCGUUCCUUAGGUCCCAGCAGCACCCGCUCCACUCGUCCUCCAGACACAGCGCGCACCCGCUCACCGCCUCGUCGCACUUCGCCUCGCCCUAUGCCUCCGUGCUCUGCACCAUCUCUCUAGGCCCCGCCGCCUUGUGGCCGCGCCUCACCAUGCGCCACCGCAGACUGCCGCGCCUGUGGCUGCUGCUCACCGUCUUCGCGAUCGCGUCGCUCGCAUUCGUCAUGGUGCGGCUGCACCCCGCGAAGCGGAGAGCAGCGGCGGUACCCGCGAGGGUGGCGAGAGUGCUGGUGGAUCAGGCGCGCGACGGCGUGUGCGGCGGGCAAAGGCGAGGCCUUGGGGGCAGCAGCAGCAGCAGCAGCAGCAGCGGCGGCAGUGCGCUGAGACCGCAAUUGGAGUGGUCGUCAUCGUCCGUGCCUCGGCGGGCGCUCGACGAGGCCGACAGACCAGACCACUCGUUCCUCGCGUCGCUCACCGCGUCGUCCUCCGACCAACCACCCUCCGACCAACCACUCUCCAGCCGACAACCCUCCUCGUGCUCCAAAUGCAGAACGCUCAAGGACGUGCUUGACGGAGCGGUCACGGCGGCGGGCGGCGAUCCGUCGGCAGCGGCAGCGCUGGCGGCGGCAUUGGAGGAGGAGUAUGGCGGGCCCGCCGCGCUGCUGGACCCGGAUCACCCGCCCUCAGAUGCACCUCCCCUCGGCGCCGCGGCGGACGAGGGCGGCGGCAAGUCGGCCGCCGCCAGCCUGGUGGAGGCGGCACGGGCGUCGUCGCUGUCGCGCACCGUUAUAGUCACAGCGCUGUCGGAGGCGUGGGCGCCCAUGAUGCGCUUCUUCCUCGAGCGCCUCCGCCUCGCGGAGCGGCACGCGCAGGAGGCGGAGGGCGCGGAGGCUGGGGUGACGGGGCUGAACCGGCUGGUGGAUCGGCUGGUGGUGGUGGCGUACGACGACGCGAGCUUCGGCGUGUGCUGCUCGCUGGGACUGCACUGCUACUACGACUGGCAGGACGACGCCGAGGAGAAGGACGACUUCAGCGGCGACCAGAAGCACUUCAUGACGCCCGCCUACAUCCACCUGGUUUGGCGCAAGGUCCACGUGGUGCGCAGCAUGCUGGCGCUGGGCUUCGACGUGGUAUUCACGGACAACGACAUUCUCUGGCUGCGCAACCCGCUGCCGUCGCUGCUGCUGGCGGCGCCCGAGGACAUGCACAUGAGCGUCGACUGGUGGUAUGCCAACUCGCGCGCCGUCGUCGCCAACGGCGGCUUCUACGCGGCGCGCAGCAACACGCGCAUGCUCAAGUUCUUUGACGACUGGAUCGCCUGGCACAAACGGCUGCCGAAGCACCGCAUCCAGCAGAUCUUCGACUGGAUCCGCCCCGAGGCCAACCCUUUCACGCGCACGGCGACGCCGCUGACGGUGCGCUACCUGCCCACAGCGCACUUCGGCGGGUUCUGCGAGAUGGGCGCGCGUCUGGCGGAGCUGGUGACGGUGCACGCCACGUGCUGCUUCGGGCUGGACUCCAAGCUGCGCGUGCUGCGCAAGAUCGCGGCGGACUGGGACUGGAUGCACGCACUGCCCGCUCGGGCGGGCGAGCGGCUGGAGGAGCACGGCUUUGCGUGGCAACGGCGCACCUGCGAGACGGACUGACGCGUGCGGCGGAUGAGGUGGUGGGGGAAUCGCUCCAGUUAACUCAUUCUUCAGCCAGCUGACUCGUUGGGGCUGUCCGUCCAAUAAUCGGCAGCGGAAUCAUCCCGCUUUCCAUUUUUCCAGCCUUGCAGUUGGCGCCAAGCAAGCCACGCAUCGACCCAUCCAUGCAGUGUGCAACCACCCAGACAUCCAGACGCCCAGGCACCCCAAGUAUGUGUGCAGCAGGGCAGCAGUGCGUGUGGGGCGCUUAGGCAGGGCAGCAGUUCGUGUGGGGCGCUCAUGCCCGCCCAGCGAGCUAACUGUUUGACUGGGCUGCGAGGCAGCCUCCUCUCGAGACUUCCUCCAGCCUCCCAUGCCGCCCCUCGCCCCUCGUCUCGUGACGCCCCUUCCCCGCUGCUGCCUGUGCGUGCACCUGCGGGCUGGGGGCCCGCCUCCCUGCCAGCAGCGCUUGGAGCGCUGUGCCUUGCCGUGCGACCGGCGCCUUGGUGACGCGCAGCAGGCAGGGAGGGGAGGGGUGAGGGGAGUGGUGGCCGGUGGGUUAGAGCAGGGCGCAGAGGGCGAGAAGGGGGAAUGGCAGGGGCAGCACAGGUGCAUGUGAGGUGCGGGCAGUGGCGGGUGAUGGUGGGUGCAGCCUGCAGCAGGGCAAGGGGCAGGUGGAAGGGCAAGGCUGGAAGCUCAAAGGGGGACAGGCAUUCCAGGCAGGGCAAGGCACGCCCGUGUGUGAUAAGGCGUGUAGCAUGCUGCAACUUGGAAACGAGUCCAGACUGGCUUGGCACAAUGCAAGUCUGGUGAAUACACGAGCCACAUUUCUGCCUCCGCUAAGCCACUUGCCACAUCCCAGAGCCAGUCGGCGCUCUCUGGCAGCCGUGUGCGAUGCGCCCCACUUAUCUGUAGAUGGAGCUGAUCUAGCUGGGUGUAGGACAUGUGCCAUAGGUGUGAAAUUGCUGUGCGCCAGAGACCUCAUAGGUUGUGGCUUUCACUGUAACCAUAGCAGUAGAUGGACUUGUGUUGAUCUAGGCUGUUGCACAUCUUGACAUAGUGAAACAUCCCUUUUGGGGGCACUAACGAUCUCCAAUGGAGUAGUUACGUUUUGGUGAUUUUCUUUAGA